Molecule: messenger RNA, 652 nt
Organism: Anastrepha ludens (Mexican fruit fly)
Lineage: Eukaryota; Metazoa; Arthropoda; Insecta; Diptera; Tephritidae
Product: general transcription factor 3C polypeptide 6
Exons: 2
Coding region: 105-608 (167 amino acids)
Biological process (GO): transcription by RNA polymerase III
Cellular component (GO): transcription factor TFIIIC complex
Source: RefSeq, a predicted model, not a curated record
GUCAGAUUAAAUGUUUAGGCGAACUCAUACAUACAUAUAAAUCAAUCCGCUUUGGUAUGGUUUUGGUAGAGUGUUAGACCAUUUUUUUAAAUUUAUCAUUCAUAAUGAAUGUGGACGAAGAAUCUGACUAUGAAGAGGAGGAGUUUUUAAUUUACGCUGACUUCAAGAAUCAACUUGGCCCACUUGAACUAAACGAAAACAUAGCAGUAAAAAUAAUUGGACUUGAAGCUGACCCAGUUGCUGAAGUGAAUGGAAACAUAUUCAAAGGAACUUAUGACUAUCCAAUGGGGACGUGUGUUUUCUUUGAAAAGGAUCUAGACGCAGCUCCCUCAGAUCCCUUAUUUGAACAAAGCUGCCGUCAAAAAUAUAAAUUUUUCGCAAAAACCAAUAAAGUUAUAAAUUUUGAACGAAUAUUUGUGGAAAAAAAAGAAUUUGAAGCAACCCAGGAUAGGCCAAAUAUUGGAAAUAAUGAGUCGUCUCCCGAAAAAGGUGACGAGAGCACAGAUCAAAGCCAAACUAAAACACAAUCCGAGGAGGUUAAUCUUCAAAUAAAUAUGUCAUACGAAGAAGCUAUAAAGCAAUUCCAAUCAUUCGAUAAUAACGCUUGAUCCUUGAAGUUUAGCAUUUAAAUAAAUAAAAGUUUGAAUUAAUU